AUGGCACUGACUCAAGCGAGUGACAGCAGCAAGCAGCAUGGCCGUGAGCUGGCCCUGCAGCCACAGGAGAAGCUGUCAGCAGGCGUGGAUCCAAAACCCACUCUUGAAAGAUCAGCCGAUCACCGCACACACACGCGUGUACGCCCCCCCGGGCUUCCAACGGCUAGCAGCAUCUCUCUCUCAAUCUCUCUCUCUCUCUCUCAAAACUCUAAAUCUCUCUCAAAAUCUCUCUCUAGCUCUCUCUCUUCUCUCUCUCUCUCUGUGGUAGUUGUGCUUUUCCUUUGUGUCUUUGACCGACCAAACCAAUUCAAUCAUCUCUCUCUCUCUCUCUCUCUCUCUCUCUCUCUCUCUCUCUCUCUCUCUCUCUCUCUCUCUCUCUCUCUCUCUCUCUCUCUCUCUCUCUCUCUCUCUCUCUCUCUCUCUCUCUCUCUCUCUCUCUCUCUCUCUCUCUCUCUCUCUCUCUCUCUCUCUCUCUCUCUCUCUCUCUUUCUAUCAUCAUAA
Monosiga brevicollis MX1 is the source of this 501-nucleotide messenger RNA. RefSeq lists its product as uncharacterized. Bases 1 to 501 code for a protein of 166 amino acids. NCBI's taxonomy places the organism in Eukaryota, Choanoflagellata, Craspedida, Salpingoecidae. The record is from RefSeq and is a predicted model, not a curated record. The transcript has 3 exons.